AUGGAGUUUGAUGUAUUUGAAAAGUUAAGUGAACUGGAGACUGAAAUCCACAUUCUGAAGAAGGAACUCGAAGAAAAAGAUGCAUUCAUACAGAACUUGAUGGAUAAAAACACAGACUUAGAACGUCGUCUCCUGUCUCUUGAUCAAAAAAGCGUGGUCAGUGACGACAAUUUGCCAAGCGUAAAAGAGGUUUCUGCCAACGGUUCGAAUACAACCAAUUCUAAGACAUAUGGUGCAUCGAUAGCUAAUAUGCUUAAAGAAACAUCAGAAGCUGUUGUACGUAAUACAGGCUAUACCUUUGAUGAACGAACUGGAUUGUAUUACGAUCAUAAAAGUGGCUAUUACUAUGACCCAGAGAAUCAGUUAUUUUACGAACCAAAAACUGGAACGUACUAUAAAUAUAAUUCCGAAACCGGUGAAUAUACAAAUUAUACUGCAUCAGAAGAAGAUGCAAUGAAUAGUAAAUUCAGAGAAUUUACUCAUCCUGUUUAUGCGCAUUUACUAAAGAAAUUGCAACAGCGCCACAAAACGGAAAAAGAAAAUGAUUAUGGUCACCGAUUGAAGACUGUAUCUAGGUAUAGUCGGUCAACAAGCAGUGAUAUUGGGCAUCGUAGAAGAUGGCGAAGUCGUAGUAACUCUGGUUCGCGAUAUUGCCGUUCGUACUACAAACAUAAGUGUGAAAGUCCAUCCGUUCACGGACAUUCAAGAUGUAGACAAAGGUCCUACAAACACUCCUAUCGUUCUGGCAGUUCUCACAGUGAUGAAAGACGCUAUAAGCGCAAUAAACAUCGGAGAAGAAAGCACUCCCAUCGACACAGACAUCGAUCAUCUUCCACUACUGGUUCUAUGUGUUCAUACAAAAGUCGAAAUCAAAAACAAUCAAAAAAGAAACGAAAACGAAGGCAUAGAAGUCAUACAAACAGUUCUAGUAGUAAUUCUUAUUGUUCUAAUUCAUUAAAACGAAUAAAAGAAUCGCCAGCUGAAGAAAAGGUGAUUACGUCAGUGAAAGGAGAUCCAGUUGUAUAUCCACCAUGUGUACGUCUUAUGGUACUGGCAUCAGAAUGUGCUCAACCAGGACAAUUAUUUUUAAUAACAUCUCAAGAAUCAAUUGAUGGAUGGGGCUGCAUCGGAAGAUCAUCAAUAUUAUGUCCAUCAGCUCAUUUACCAAACGACCCGGAGAUAAGCGAGUUGCACUGUGAAAUCACUUAUAAUAUAGAGACUCGUCAGUAUUCCUUAUUGGAUAGAGGCUCUAAUUUCAGUACAACUAUUAAUGGCAUCACAUUACCUCGGUGUAAAUCAUCAGUAUUAUGUCAUGGUGAUAUAAUACGACUAGGAUCAACUCGUCUACUUGUCCACAUACAUAAUGGUAAUGAAACAUGUGGACAAUGUGAUCCAGAUGAGAUGAAAGCUGCUUUGAAUUCAUUUAUUGGUACGAAUGAAGCAAUCAAUUCGGACAGCCAUGCGAAUGAUAAUAAUAAUGAUAAUGAUACUGGUGCCGAAAAACCACCUGAAACUAUACCAACGCAUUCAUCAAAAGAUGUGGAAAGACGCGCGAAAUUAGAUGAAAUAAAAAAGAAAUAUGGUCUGAAAUUUCCACGAAUAAGAACUCAGGCAAAGACAGACAAACAAUAUAUGGAUCGUGCUGCACAACGACGUGCAAUUGAAGCAAAUUUAAAAGCAGCUGGUUAUCCAUUACCUCCGGCACCAGGUGUAAUCAAACAACAAAUCAAUAAAACUCCACUCAUUGCUCGUCCAACACCAGCCAGUGUAUAUAAACCAAUCAGUGAUGAAAAUAAAGGAGCGAAAUUAUUAGCUAAAAUGGGUUGGACACCUGGUCAAGGAUUGGGUAAAAGUAAAAGUGGAAUUUCCGAACCGAUCACUGUUAGUUUACGUAUUAAUCCACAAGCUGGUCUUGGCUUAAAUAAUUCAUCGAAAAAUCUCGUACCAAUUGAUUCUACACCGAAAGAAUUAACACAAGCAUAUAUUCGUGCAAAAACUAAAGAACGUUUUGAUAAAUUAUUAUAA
Messenger RNA from Schistosoma turkestanicum, 2025 nucleotides. The record is from the annotation of a GenBank genome assembly. NCBI's taxonomy places the organism in Eukaryota, Metazoa, Platyhelminthes, Trematoda, Strigeidida, Schistosomatidae.